CAUAAAAUCCGUGUAAUCUCUCUCUCCGCCAUUUGUAAUUUGUACUCUUGCUACUAACCCAGCAUCCCGCAAUGUCGUUCACUCUCGAUGACUUGCUUGGACCAGCUCAGUCGGAUGGCUUCGAGAUGUUUGGGGCCCGGACACCCCAGCCAUCGGCCUCGAAAGCUCCGGGCGCAGGUUAGUUCCGCGAAAGGAAUGCUUACAUCCGAAAUUACCUUUUCUUUGACGUUUGGUCACCUUUCCAGUUGACGACAUGUUUUCUGACUGGAAAACGGAUAAGUCCAAUAAAACGGGGGAGAAGACAAAGAAGCCGAUUAAUUUCAACAACCUGUAAGAUACAGCAGGUGACGCUGGAUAUUCAUUUCUUGGUGAGUCCGACUCUAACACCGUUUGUUUGCGGAAUUCAGGGUGGACUUCGAUCUUGAUAGCGGUUUUAGCAAGUUCGACAUUUCCAUGAGUGACCUUGACAUCGCAGAUGCGAAUUCCGAUUCUCCGAAAGCUGAACCGGCGAAUGCGAGGCCAAAGCUUGACGAAGACGAUAUCUCUCAAGGGCUUUCGCUUCCGUCAUCCGCGAAUGAUGGUUUGGACGAGAAAGACGAUUGCAAAACUGAGUUCGGAGAAUGCGAAACUGAGUUCGGAGAAUGUGAAACUUCAGUAUUUCCAGAAAAUGAAAGGCAUACGUCAGAGCCAUCUCUGGAUGGUCACACAUUGGAUCAAGACACUUCAGAACAAAAAGAUAUUGAGAGCAGAAGUCCAAGACGGAUCAGGAUCACUGACGAAGAUGCAAAUAUUGAUCAAAGCACAGCAGAGAAGAAUGCAGAAGUCUCUUUUAAUGCGGCAACGACAGAUCAGACGACUGCUGACGCCAAGCAGUAUGAUCCGCUGGAGUCCUCUGAGCCUGCUGAACCGCUGGAGUCUUCUAAGCCUGCUGAACCGCUGGAGUCUUCUAAGCCUGCUGAACCGCUGGAGUCCUCUAAGCCUGCUGAACGGCUGGAGUCCUCUAAGCCUGCUGAACCGCUGGAGUCAUCUAAGCAUGCUGAACCGCUGAAGUCCUCUGAGAAUAAAGUACCACUGGAGUCCUCUAAGCCUGCUGAACCACUGGAGCCCUCUAAGCCUGCUGAACUGCUGGAGUCCUCAAAGCCUGCUGUACCGCUGGAGCCCGCGGAGCCUGCACAUAUAUCCGCGAGCUCUCGAGCACCAAGUGGCAAUGCUCGCGAAGUGCUGAUAGCAAGGAAGAGCCUGCCUGGUUUGAAUGAACCAACCCCUGCACCCAAUUCAGGCAAAGGUGGACGUUCAAGAUCAUUGGCUCAAGGGACGAAAACGAGUGUUAAGCCUUCUGGAGUGCUAGCUCGUCUGACGAAGACGAGUGUCAAACCGUCUGGACAAGACCCUCCUGCAGAAUCAGGAGAUAUGAAUGCUUCCAUUCUCAAAGAAAAGGCUUCAGAGUCCGCAUUGACAAGAGCUGGUUCAAGUGGACACACGCCUGGUGUUCCAAGGCAUUCUUCCGGCAGCCUUUCCUCCCUCUCUGGACUGAACAGAACCACAAGCUUGCCGCUUAGUCGUAAUGUUCCCAAAGAACCCACCACCUUGAAUCCAGUCCGUCAAACACCGGGACAGCAGAGAUCCAUGAGCAGCACCGUCGUCCAAGGCAAGGGUGUCUUGCUAAAGCCACUUUCGCUUUCAUUGCGCACCAGCAUCAAGCCCGGAAGUGAUUCUUCAAGACCUGCAAAUCGUGCUCCUUUGAAGGGAAAACCUACAACUGGAAAUGGAGCAUUAGGAAGCAACAUCAGCGGUUUGAGAAAGCUGCCUUCUAUCUCCAGCAAACCUAAUGUGGCAACAUCAGCCCAGCCACCGGUGGCUGACGGCCAAGUUGAUCGUGUCUUUGCUACGCCCUCGCCAUUGGAUUCUCAGUUACAGAACACAUUCGUUUUUGGGCAACAUUCUGCAGUGUGAGAAGGCAACGAUUGGUUGCUACUAACUAGAGAACUCUCUCUCGACUCUCAAUUUGACUUUUCCACUUAAAAUUGCAGGGACAACACCACAAUGCUCGGCAAAGGUGUGACCAAUGACUCCAAUACAGAUGCGCAAGGCAUUACUUACGACUCCAAGGCAGAUGGGCAGGAGAUUCCUCUUGCCAUAGAGCCAGCUGAAGAAGAACAAGACAAAGAGGACAUGACGCUGUCAUUCCCUGCUGCUGGAAAAACGACAAAUGAGGACGAUGUGCAGAACACGGGGAUGGUGACUGUAAAUGCUGGUGGGCAGCUUGCAGAUGUCCAGAACAGAGGAACUGUAGGCAUGAACGUGGAGUUUGAAGGAGAGGCAACAGGAGUUGAUGAGCUUGAUCAGGUAAUCUGAGAAAAGUUUAUGCAUUUGUUGCUAUGAAACCAAAACACCCCUCUGUUUAACUGCUGUUCAGGUUUACAGAAUGCUCCAGCGGAAGCACGAAGAAGCAAAAGAGCUCCUUGUGAGGGCGAUGGUCAACCACAACCUGUUGCUGCGAAUGAAUGAGACAUACAGCUUUGAGAAGAUUGAGAAGAAGCGUCAAUAUAUACUGAGCUUGAUCAAGCUUGACAGUGCGGAGGAGUGAGGGGUCGUAUGGUUACAGUUGGGAUAUGCUUUAUGAUCUUGUCCUAGAGUCCUUCAUUUGGAGCACCGUUAUUGUAACGACCACUUGCCCCAUUCUCAUCAACAAUGGGUGAAACCACUGGCAUCCCAACUUCAGGUCGACAAUGUAAGCAUCAACAU
This is a messenger RNA of Closterium sp. NIES-67, 2745 nucleotides long. The record is from the annotation of a GenBank genome assembly. NCBI's taxonomy places the organism in Eukaryota, Viridiplantae, Streptophyta, Zygnematophyceae, Desmidiales, Closteriaceae.